Wasmannia auropunctata (little fire ant) is the source of this 7795-nucleotide messenger RNA. RefSeq names its product protein sidekick-2. NCBI's taxonomy places the organism in Eukaryota, Metazoa, Arthropoda, Insecta, Hymenoptera, Formicidae. Gene Ontology annotation, biological process: cell-cell adhesion. Bases 346 to 1323 code for a protein of 325 amino acids. Gene Ontology annotation, molecular function: protein binding. The record is from RefSeq and is a predicted model, not a curated record. The transcript has 6 exons.
GGCGGGGCGAGCGGGUGGUUUUCGCGGAGGAGGCGCGAUCGCCUGGUGACGAAACGAUCGGCGUGAAACGACGUAUGUAUGCACGGGUAUACACGGCGCGAUGAUGAGUUUGACAGCGACGACGGCGACGGCAACGAUCGACACUGAGUGACGCGCUUCCUCCUCCUCCUCCUCCUCCACUGUCUCCUUCUUGCUCCCCCUCGUAACCGCAACCCGGGAGAUUGUUGCGAAUAAGAAAAACGGAGCGACAUCGUUUGACAUGACCGUGAGAGGGAUGCGAUCGAGGAGAGUCCCGUGACGAAACCAGGUCUCGCCAGGCAAUUUAGGUGGCAUUAUUAUGGCAGAAUGGACGAACGUAAAUUGUUACCGUUGCUGAUACUCUUCCUGGCAGGAUGGCAGGAAGCAGUGGCCGUGCAGGUACCGAUGCGAUAUGUAGCCGUGGACGUGGGUAAUGACCUGAAACUGGCCUGUACCGAGGAAGGUGUCCUUUCCCGUUUCGAGGAGAGCGGUAUUUCACAUGGCGAGGCAUCCUAUGUGAUGUGGAUAAGGGAGGGACGGGAGGACGGGCAGGUCGAACGGUUGAAAAUCGAGCCAAACGGCGUGCUGGAGCUGUUGAACGUCAGCGUGGACGACGCCGGCAAUUACUCGUGCACCGUGGACGAAGUCGAGAAAGCUAAGAUCAAUGUGGAAGUCAGAACGCCUCCUCCAGCCCUGCACAAUGUAUGGGUCAAGCCAUCCACGAUUUUGGCCAACAUUCUCUGGGAGGUGGCAGGUACCGGCGGAUAUCCUAUCAUAGAUUUCACUGCCGAAUAUCGUUUGAAACCAGUCGCGGGCGAAGAGCCGGAUGAAUGGAAGACCAUUAUUCCAACACACAUUCCUCCAAAUUCUAGACAAAUAGAUGUGUAUCACUUGGUGCCAAACACUACAUACUCGUUCCGAGUGUGGGCAACCAAUCAGCUGGGAAAAGGAGAGGUCGUGGAGGUCGAGGGUCAUACGCAUUACAGUGUCGAAGAAUUGGAGCUCGCCCGACACCUCUUAGCCGGCGUAGAGAAUUUCGAUACACGCGUCUGGGUGGCAGCCGUAGGUAUUGUGAUGGGCACACUUAUGAUUCUUGGUUUAGGUACAUGUUACCUACUGUAUCGCGAGUGCAAGGCACCCUCGCAGCUGGAGGAGCAGGAGGUGAUUGAGCUCGUCCCCAACAUCAUUCUGAACCCGGGAUUUUUCGACGAGCGCACCGAGCACGUACCGCAGGACGAGAACUUCAACAAUCAGACGACUACGCGCCUCAACAACAACAGCGUCGUGCAACCUAGACGGCUUUAGCGUUUUUUGUUUAGCUUAGACUUGCUCCGCUCCGAAGUGAGUAAAUUGGACGCAGUUUUCCACGUCAUCUCGAACGUAAGUAACCGAAUUUAAUCGGAAAGGCCUCGAGUUUGUCUAAAAGAAAAAAAAAAGAAGAAAGAAUGAGAAACGAGACGAUCGACGAGAUCGAUCCAAGAGACUAAAAGAGACUAAAAAGAAAUGCAAGACUAUUAGCGAUCAUGGCGAAGGGAGAAUACGCUUCGGGGAAAAUUUCGGUACACUUCCAGCAGUCCAUUGGUAGCUUAAAGUGCCUCGCUAGUUUCCUCGACCUUUCUCUUGCAAUCGGAGAUCGAACGAAAGAACCGGCUUCUAUUCUAAAAAGGGUUUUCCGUAGAACCCAAGUGUCUUUAACGCGGAUUUUAAGGAUUCCAGUGUUGUAGAAAGUUGCUAUUAUUCUUGGAAGAUUUACAAACGAUUUCAAGGAUAAAGCGCAAGUAGAUUUUUAUAUGUGCGGUAACAUAGAGAAAAGUGUAAUUUAGAUAGAUUAAAGAGCUCAUUUUUAAAAGAGAACCCGGGAGAUAUAUACAUCUUCCUAUCAAAAUAUUGUAAUAAUGUAAAACAUUAUGAUUUUCAAACUUGUAGAAACAAACGAGACUGUCGAAAUGGAAGGAAUUGAGGAAAAAAAAAGGAAAUAAAGGUUCUCGUUUUUCGUUCUCGUUCGAUCUCUGAUGUUACAACGCAACAAUGAAGUGUUCAAAAAAAAAAAACAAAAACAGAAUGUAAGACUCCACGUCAGAUUUCUUCGCGCGAGAGGAGGGGUAAUAGAUUUUUUUAGAGAUGUUUACUGCAGGACGUUCUCUCUCUCUCUCGCGUAUAGUUACUCAAUUAGAGACACACACUCAAUGAUUGCUCAGUGAUCGAGCUUAAAGGGAAGUGGAACUCCUGUGAGCCAAAAGAUUUGUAGUAAGACUGUAACUCUAAGAGUAUAAUUUUAAAAAAAGAACUCAAAGUGAAUUGCGUGAUGAUCGAACGAUAUUCAAAAAAAAAAGAAAGAAAGAAAGAAAGAUGUACUUUGCACUUGUUUACCUUUUUGAAAAAGUGACGCAAUGUGCGCGAAUGACAUGCGAGUAUUAAGAUUUUUUUAACGUGCUCAUUUAUCGUUUAAGCAAUCGGAUCGUACGUGUAAUGUACAGUAUGACGAACCUACUGCCGUUUUUAAGGUGUGCACAAGUCGAGUUGAAAGAUCCUUCCUAUAGGAAUCUCCUCAUUUUCUUUUCUCGUUAUGUUAUAAAUUUAUUACGAGAAUAGAUACUCUCACUCUUUGUGUCCUCGUUAAUACGCUAUUGCUCGUUAUGUGUGCUCUCUGUGGAAAAAUCCCGCGAGUUCGGAAGAAUUCCGUAUAGACAGGAAUAUCGUUUCAAUUUUAACAUUAGUAUUAUGUUUAUGCACACGAUUAGAUUUUGUCCGUAAUAUUUUUCACGAUUAAUCCGCAUGCGAUUGCUCGAGGGAUGCGCAAUAUUGCUUUUGGCACACUUCUGCACCACCUUUAAUAAUAAUCUAACAUACAACCUAUUAUGUCUACGUAUAUCACCGUCGACUCGCACGUCGUUUCGCAAAAAUCAAAUUUUUCCCAAACAGCGACUAAGGAAAAAAAAAAAAUAAAAAGAAAAGAAAAAGAAACGGACGGAUAGCUGUGCGAAGCACGAGUAUCAAUAGGUGUAAUGUACGAGAAGAUAUAUGGCGUUCCACUUCGGUGGCACCAUUUUUUCCGGCGAUAUUCCAAUCGAUGUCGUGCUCUCUCUCUAUAGUCGAGAAAGAAGCCCCGCUUGUCAUUAGCAUACCGUCGGGAAAUGAGGAGGCGCGGAUAUAUAAGGAGGUGGAAUCGCCCGGGGUACACGCAGCCUACAACGCGCGAAGAAUAAAACGUGCAUUUUCUUUGCAUCGCGUGCAAUAAUAAGAGAUUUCAAUAAUCACUAGCACUUAAUUAUACACUUAACGUUGAAAUAAGAUUGAAGAAUAGAACACAUUACAUAUUUUGAAUAACGCUAUCGUACUAGACGCGAAUGAAUCUCUGUGCUGGUAAUUGAGCAACUGGACACUCUGCAACGCUGUGUCGGGAACACGUGUGUUUCGCGCGCGUGCACAGAAUUUCGAAUGUUAACAUGAUGCUCGAUGCGACAGUUAACGGAUGGUGCGUUUGAUUUCUGCUAAAAAUGGAAGAGAAUGUCUGAUGUGGAGCAGCAGUUCCGAUUCCGAUGAAUUCGUUUCCUGUACAUCCGUUAUACUUUCUCUCGUGCUUUGCUUUAAUUGACCGCACAGAUCGUUUAUUAGAGAAAACGCAACACUUUGUUCCCCUGAGAUAUUUGUUAAACAUGAUUUGUAUAUAAUUUGUGUAAAAUUACUAUAUAUACAAUAAUUUUUUUGAAUAUUCCUUUUCUUUGUAUCGGUGAGAAAUGUAAUGUUUGAAUUGAUAUUAUUAAACUCAGAGCAUAGUGGCACACAUAAUAAGUUUCACGAGUCAACUGCAAAGUGACGAGAUACUUUAAUGCACGCAGGUUGUAUAAAAAUUGGUUGUGCGUUGUUACAUUGAGGCUUUCGAUACGCUUCUCCUUUCGCAUUCUUUUGAAUACACCACAUACGCGCGUAUGUGUGAGUAAAAGAAUGACGAUAAGAGCGAGCGGAUCGACAUUCAGCUUCGUACUAUGCACUCUGUGUUGUGAAUGGUAUAUAGAUCUAUAAGAAAAAUAAUACAAUAAUAAUUAUAAUAAUGAUAUGGAAAUACGUGUAUAUGUAUACACAUAUAAUAUAUAUAUAUAUAUAUAUACAUAUACGAUAUAUUUAUAUAACCGAGCAUCAUGCUAUUUUAAGCAUAAGUAAAGACAAUUUUUUAUAUACAUUACAAUUAUGCUGAAACCUGAUGAUAAUAUUUAUCUACAUGUCGAGGUAGACGAAAUGACUCUAUACCACGACGCGAUGCUGCGUCUCGCUUUGCUAAUCGACAAAUCUCGCUCACGAAAGUUACUUAUUGUAGUGCAUCCCUCCUUAAUUUGUCACGGAAGAGUCGUAUUAUUUUUGCCCGGAAUGUCAGAAGUACGAAACAUUAUAUAUAUAUAUAUCAAAAUAAUAUAAUGUUGAACCCCAAAAAUUUUGAUAGUGCAGGUUUUUAAUACGAUUACAGAUUUGACAUUUAAAAAAAAUAUAUAACAAUAAUUAUAUUUUAUCAUUUUUUAUAAUUGUGUAGUUGAUUAUUAUUAAUUUAAUUCUGUCGUGCGAUUUUCGCGAAGCACACAUGAAGAUGUCUGAUUUUUCGACUAAUACGACUCUUCAGAUUUCCGCCGUUAGAAGUUUUAUAGGUGUAUGACCCUUUGCUUUUUGUCAAAUGUAAUACUAAACAUACCUAAUGCCUAUAGCGAAAGCUGCUAAAGAGAGCCGUUCCUCGAAGAAACGAAACGGUGCAAUAGUAUAAUCCAACAUAAAUUAUUCUUAUAACUAACUACUAAGCUGAUAUAAAAAUUGCGAUAACGAACUUUAAAAAAAAAAAAAGAAAAAAAGACAUCAUACGUCAUGGAAUUUCUGCCAUUGUACUGUGUGGAGAGGGAAUAGCAUAUCUACGCGCAUACAAAAAAUAUAGAUAUUCGUGUGUGUAACGGAGAUUAUUUUUUUUAUAUAGAAAACGCGUCCGCAGCAAAUCUCUUAUCACUAUAGUAAGCGAGAAAUGAUAAUGGCAUUCUCUGACGAAUGCGAAGAAUUGACAUACACCAACCGCGCUUUAUAUAUAUUUAUAUAGUCAAUAUAUUUUCUAUUUUUUUCUACAAUUAUAGAAUUGUGUAAGAAAAUCGCCGAUAAAUGAAGGGACGCGAGGCAAAAAAUUAACUAGGAGUCAUGAUGUAGAGAGAAAUAUUUCAUGAUUUCACGACGAAAUUAUAUAAUCGCGAGUGUAAACGUAUAUACCUACAGUAAUAAUGGCAGAUAUUUUAUAUUCAUAUCAUGAACACACACCGAUAAUAAUCUAUGUGCUACUGUAGUGAUCCCUGUAGGCGCAAUUUUCAGUAUGUUUGUAAUUUUUGAAGAUAAGGCAUUGAGAGAAGACAAUCCUGAGAGAGUGACUUCUUGCAAAUCACUUUCAAUUUUCUAUCUCACAUAUUAUUUUAAUUCUUCUGCAUCUUUUAGAUUUUCUGUAUACCAACUUAUUAAAUUUAACAUCUGUCUUUUUAGUGUCAUAUAAAACUCUGAAAAGUCUUCUUUCUUCUAAAGGAUUCUAAAAAUUUCUCUAACGCUAAAGAGAAAUUUGUUUGGAAUCUUUUUCCAGAUCAAUUUUUUUACAACGUAAAAAAAUUGAUCUGGAAAAAGAUUCCAUCAAUAUCAAUUUUUUUACAACGUAAAAAAAUUUAUUUGCAACGUAAAUUUCUUUCAUCGAUGCCUUAUAAUCUUUUCUGAAAGUCUUUUCUUCUUUUUCUCUAAUUAAAUCUAUUGCAUCAACAUUUUCACCCUCUCUUCUGCGAAUAGUUCUCCCCGCUUGUCUUUCGUUUUCGUCUGCGUAUAUAUUAUCGUUGCAUCGCUUAUAUAACGGCACCGCUGCGACUUAGACGUGCGUGCACAAUCGUUCUCGUAUAACUUGCAUAAUUAUCCCCCGAUAUACCUCGAUGAUUAGUGCACUCUUCGACGAAACGUAUAUAUUAAGCGAAGCACAAUGCCAAUAGAAUAGUAUGUUUAUGGUUGCUAGUGCCACCAUGUAUCGUCCCCAACAUACAUAUUUGCCUGCCUAAUUACAUCCCGAUGUGCGAUGAACAUACGUGUGUGUGGUCUCUACGGAGAAAAAAAGGAGAAAAAAAAACACGCUAUGGCUUCUUCCAUGACAGAAUGUACCGAUAGUUUCAUAGUAGAUAAUUAAUGUCGGAUACUGGGUGUUUUCUCCUACUGUGUAACUAGCGAACUUUCCUUGUUUCCUUUCGUGAAACUUACACUUUACCCGGCAUAUCGCUGGCAUGGUUAACGUUCGUUAAAAACAUUUUGAGAAACAGCAGCGAAGAAAGAGAAGAUUGUAUUACAACGGAUAAUAUCGCAUUUUUAUUUAUGUCGCGAAUGCAUAAUUCGAUUGUCAAUAAUUUAUUAGUAUGUUUAGUAUAUUUAGUAACAGAUUGUAUUCGGGAUCGGAUUUUAGGACAUUCCGAAAUAUCGGGAAGAGUUGCAUAGUUAUAAUUAUCUGUAAUAAUAGUAGUUAUACGUCUGAUUUAUUCUAAUAAUUGAGUCUGUAAAUUAUAAUUUUUUUUUAAUUUUAAUCCUAUUUGUACAUAAUUUCAAAAUUUGAUUACUUAUUACUGUAAUUAAUCAUAAUUUUAAAACUAGUCAGAUACAGCUUUUAAGUUACAUAGUCUUAAUCUUUUCUAUUUCCUUUAUUCUAAAAAAAAAAUUCAUUUUAAAUUCUUCGCGCUCUUAUUUUACAAAGAUCUUGCUAUAAUUUUUUUUUUUAGAUCUGUGAUGUAGAUAAGUGAAGAAAAAAUCCGAUCCUGAACGGUGUAUUCUUUUGUAGUAUUCGAUGAUGUCUUAUAGAAUUUUAUUUUAGUACAGCGCUGUGAGAUGGAGAGUAGGGGCCAUAAAUGACCAAAAAGGAAUAGUUUAGCUUUAAUAAAUAUACUUCCGUUGUUAUCGAUACUUGUUGUUUCUGUUUGCUAGAAUCGUUUUUUCUUGCGUAUAUGCACGUUGUUGCGUUUUGUAUACUCAUUGUUUGUCCUCUUUUUUUAAUUGAUCUGUAUUAUAUAUUACUUUACCGAUCAAAAUCUCUCAGUCAAAAAUAGUACACGUGCACUUAGCAAUAAAUUGUUAUUUGUUGUUUAUUGGCGCAAAACGUGCGAUGUCAGGGAGUUAGAAAGUCAUGGGCUGUCUUUCAGUGAUUCUAUAAAACAUGACAUUUACUCGCGAGAUAAAAGAUGAAGUUAGUAUUAAUUUUGUUACCUUAUUAUUUUUCUCUUUACCAAAACGGAAGCAAGAGAUUGAGAUUUUUUAUUUUUGAGAUUGUUUAGCCAAUGAUUUUCGUACGCUUAACUUUUUAAAAGGCGAUGGCAAUGAAUAUACAUUCCACCAAGUACAAAAAGACACCUUCCGCGCAAUCUUUGAUUAAGCGGAUAUUAUGCGGAAACGUAACGGUAUAUUUACUGGAUUAGACAUUGCUUUCCGGGUAAUAUUUUUUUUUCUGUAAGAUGAAAGUAAUGAUUGUGCUUGAGUGCAAAUACCGUCACUGUUCUAUAGACUGUUGCGACAGAUGUAACGUCGUACAUAGUCCGCGCACGUUUCGCGCGAGCCGAGGAGAGCAUUACACUAGGCACAUAUCAGCGAGAUGUAAUGGAAAAAUUAUCAGUAAUUAGCGGCGCUCUGCACUUCGUAUCUUUAUAAUAUCGAUACCGUUUGCGAUCAUUAGUGUAAUAUGUGUAAUUAACCGAAUGUCAUCAAGUCUCUUUUGUUAAAGCGAAAAUUAAACAUUGAAUUUCUUACGAAA